Pseudocercospora fijiensis CIRAD86 is the source of this 1188-nucleotide messenger RNA. RefSeq lists its product as uncharacterized. The record is from RefSeq and is a predicted model, not a curated record. Lineage: Eukaryota; Fungi; Ascomycota; Dothideomycetes; Mycosphaerellales; Mycosphaerellaceae. Gene Ontology annotation, cellular component: mitochondrion. Bases 1 to 1188 code for a protein of 395 amino acids. Gene Ontology annotation, molecular function: DNA binding; N-methyltransferase activity. The transcript is spliced from 3 exons.
AUGCCUCGUAUUAGGCCGCAAGAGUUCCUCAAAGCCAGAGCAAUCAACAAGGCUUUGCUGUCGCUGCUGCCCGUUUGCCGUGACCUCAGCUCCGCUCGAAAUGAAUUCAGAUGGAUGAAAGAGCAUGCCAUCAAUGUCUCACACCGGCUCGGCUAUAAUGAUCACCCGACACUUCUCCGAAGUCUCGUGAAACGACGUGCUCAAGGCGAGCCGUUGCAAUACAUUCUUGAGAGCGAGUAUUUCGGCCAUCUCGAAAUCAAAUGUCGGCCGGGAGUCCUCAUACCGAGACAGGAAACAGCGGCCUCAGUGUCCUACCUUGCACAAUUAGUCUCUCGAGCUUCGACCCAGGCAGACGGCAGGGGCAGGCGCCUUCGAGUUUUAGACCUCUGCACUGGAAGCGGAUGCAUACCUUUGCUAUUCCACCAUGAAUACUAUCGUAAUGAGCACGCCGCAAACGACGAGCUGCAGCUGGUCGGAGUUGAUAUAUCGCCGACUGCACUAAGUCUGGCCAGACAAAACUUGCUCCAUCAGAUCGCACUUCGACGCCACAGCUACGAAAGUGUCAAGCAAACCAGGUCUUUGAACAGCAUCGGCUUCGUCCAAGCAGACGUGCUUCGAAAUAAUCAACAUAGCCCAUCCGAAGCCCUCGAAGAACAUGGACAUCCACCACCACUUCUCCAUGCCCUUCAUCGCCUCAACAGCAACGACAAUCCUCCAAAUUUCGACAUCCUAAUUUCAAAUCCACCCUACAUAUCCCCGAAAUCCUUCAAGAGCACAACAUCACGGUCUGUCCGGAAAUUCGAACCAAAGUUAGCUCUCGUCCCAGAUUCCGCAGACGAAACGGGCGACCUCUUCUAUCCUCAUCUCCUCCGAAUUGCUUCCGAAGUGAAUGCAAAAAUGGUGCUUUUCGAAGUGGCAGAUCUAGAACAAGCAAAGAGAGUCGCUGAACUGGCGCUGAAGGACUGGGAGAAUGUCGAGAUCUGGAGAGAUGAUCCGAACGUGGAUUGUGAUGGAAAGGGCACGAUUGAAAUCAAGGGGAAAUCUAUUCCCGUCCGUGGAAGAGGUAAUGGUCGUUCUGUAUUUGCAUACUCAUCAGAGGCGUCAAAGUGGCGAUUGCCUCUCCAGACGGGCGGAGAUACAAUGGUAGUAUCAGAUCCAGACUGGCCGGAUGUUACACCAGACAGAUAA